Messenger RNA from Rhincodon typus (whale shark), 1748 nucleotides. RefSeq names its product ferritin heavy chain-like. Bases 918 to 1448 code for a protein of 176 amino acids. Gene Ontology annotation, cellular component: cytoplasm. The transcript is spliced from 4 exons. Lineage: Eukaryota; Metazoa; Chordata; Chondrichthyes; Orectolobiformes; Rhincodontidae. The record is from RefSeq and is a predicted model, not a curated record. Gene Ontology annotation, molecular function: ferric iron binding; ferrous iron binding. Gene Ontology annotation, biological process: iron ion transport; intracellular iron ion homeostasis.
UUCCGCAGGGACCGUUCCCUCCAGGGCACCCUGGACCACUCUUCCAUCACUCCCAACAUCCACCUCCACCACCAAACUCCCACCACCCCACAGCCCCAUGGCAACUAUCUGCAACCAUCAAAGGUCUGACACCUGCCCAUUUACCUUCUCCCUCCCCAAUAUCCAAGGGCCCAAACAUACUUUCAUGAUGAGGCAGCACCUCACCUACGCUUCAUACAGUCUUGUCUACUACAAUCCAAAGAUGUGCAGGUUAGGUGAAUUGGCCAUGCCAAAUUGCCCAGGGUGUCCAGAGAUAUCUGGGCUAUGUGGCUUAGCUGUGGGAAACGGCGGGUUAUGGGGAUAAGGUAGGGGUCUGGGUGAUGUUCUUUGGUGGGUCGGGGUAGACUUGAUGGACUGAAUGGCAUCUUUCUGCAUUGCCGGGAUGCUAUGAUUCUAUCAUCAAAUCAAACUGGCUAUCAUCAUAUCCAAGGAGUUUGGGUGGGAUAUUCUUCAGAGGGUCAGGGCAGACAUAAUGUGCCGAAUGGCCUAUUUCUGUACUACAGGCAUUCUCCCCAAUAUCUAUCAUCCCAUCAAACUGGCUAUCAAUGUAUCCCAGUUACAACAUGAACAGAUUCCUUUGUUAAUUCAUCAUGAGUAAGGGGGUUGACCAGUGAGGAGCCCAGCACUCGAGGAGUUAACCAUUUUUUUUGCUGAAUCAUCUGAGAGAGGCGGUAACAAGGUUGUGGGCGGCGUACAGCCCAAUAAAUAGGAGGCUCCGGCAAUGCGCUAGCUCAGAAUUCAGGUUGUAUUCUUGCUUCAACAGUGUUUGGACGGAAUAGAACCCAAAGGUUCCUCCUCGCCAAUUCCACUUUUUCAGGAAAUUUUUUUUAACACUUUUUGUUUUAAACCCCUUUGGACAACCACAGCAAGAUCAGAGAAUGGCUUCCCAGGUCCGCCAGAAUUACCACCAGGAUUGCGAAGCGGCUAUCAACCGCCAGAUUAACAUGGAACUCUAUGCUUCCUAUGUCUACAUGUCAAUGAAUGCCUUCUUUGACCGGGAUGAUGUUGCCCUGAAACACGUUGCUAAUUUUUUCCAGCAUCAGUCCCAUGAGGAGCGGGAACAUGCAGAGAAGCUGAUGAAGUUUCAAAACCAACGAGGGGGCCGUGUGAUUCUUCAGGAUGUUGCGAAACCUGAUCGUGAUGAAUGGAGCAAUACCCUGGAAGCAAUGAGGUGUGCCCUUCACCUGGAGAAAACAGUGAACCAGUCUCUGCUAGAACUGCACAAACUGGCCUCUGACAAGGUUGACCCUCAUAUGUGUGACUUCCUGGAAACUCACUACUUGGAUGAACAAGUCCAGGCUAUCAAGAAGCUUGGGGAUUUCAUCACUAACCUGGUACGGAUGGGAGCUCCCCAGAAUGGCAUGGCUGAGUACCUGUUUGACAAGCAUACCCUGGGAGAAAGCAGCUAAAAGAUCUACUGAUUUUAAAACCACUGUGCCUCAAAUUCUAGCACCUCUAUCAAUGUGUUUGUAUUUUUUUAAACAAGUGAAUGUUUGUCUACUUUUUAAAUGGAGUAAGGUUUUUGGUACUAUCUUUUUUGUGGGUUAUUAACUCUGAACUCCCUUGUUUUAUAAAUGGCAAGGUGAAGAGAUUGAGAUGCUGGGUAGGGGAAUAAACUUGCAGUGACACAUUCUAUCAAGUGAACAAAUUGUGAAACUGUAUAUGGCACAGCUGCUGAUCACUUAAAUAAAGGUUGUCAAGUGUUAAAA